This is a messenger RNA of Liolophura sinensis, 2865 nucleotides long. Its product is annotated as hsp90 co-chaperone Cdc37-like. NCBI's taxonomy places the organism in Eukaryota, Metazoa, Mollusca, Polyplacophora, Chitonida, Chitonidae. The record is from RefSeq and is a predicted model, not a curated record. Gene Ontology annotation, biological process: protein folding; protein stabilization. The transcript has 11 exons. Gene Ontology annotation, cellular component: cytoplasm. Gene Ontology annotation, molecular function: heat shock protein binding; protein kinase binding; protein-folding chaperone binding. The coding region runs from base 109 to 1224 and encodes 371 amino acids.
AAAGAAACUGCAUGUUGGUGUAAAUCUAUCACAGUAACACAGAGGAUAUAAUUUUAUCUGACUGUAUCGCGAAAAAAAAAAACACAACAAAAAACAAAAGCAGUGACAAUGUCGCGUUUGGAUUACAGUAAAUGGGAUCAUAUUGAGAUAUCAGAUGAUGAAGAUGAUACUCACCCAAAUAUUGACACAGCCAGCCUGUUCCGCUGGAGACACAAUGCACGUGUGGAGAGGAUGGAACAGAAGGAGGCUGAAAAAAAGGAAAUUCUUCAAAAUUUAAAAAGCAAACAACAAAAGAUGGCAGAAAUGAAACAGAAGCUCCAGGAAGUAGAGUCAACCUCUGAGGAGUUCAAAAAACUCCAGCUGGAAAUAUCAAAUCUAGAGGAACAGGAAAAGGAAUGGAAGAAGAAAGAAGAAGAAUUGGAAAAGAAGGAGAAGUCAGAACCUUGGAACAUUGACACAAUAUGCAAAGAAGGCAAAUCAAGAACAGUUAUUAACAAGAGCAAGCCAAAGAGGGAGGAGUUGACAGAAGAAGAAAAGGCUGAAAAACAAAGAAUGUUUGUCAAUAAAUACAGAGAGGACAUCAAAAAGUUUGGGAUGUUCAAACGAUAUGAGGAUAGUCAGGCUUUCUUGUUGGAGAAGAAGCACCUUGUUUGUGAGGAGACAGCUAACUACUUGGUCGUCUGGUGUAUAGAUCUGGAGAUAGAAGAGAAAAAAGACCUGAUGCACCAUGUUGCACAUCAGACCAUUGUUAUGCAGUUUAUCCUGGAGCUAGCCAAACAACUUGACAGAGAUCCCAGGGAGUGUGUGGGGCCUUUCUUCAGCAGGAUGAAGUUGGCAGAGCAACAAUAUAUGGACUCGUUCACAGAAGAACUAGAGGCCUUUAAGGACAGGGUGAGAAAGAGGGCUCAGCAGAGGAUAGAAGAAGCCUUAGCAGAGCAUGAAGAGGAGGAGAAAAAGAAGCGCCUUGGACCGGGAGGGUUAGACCCUGUGGAAGUGUUUGAGAGUUUACCUGAAGUGCUAAAGGAUUGUUUUGAAAAGAAGGACAUUGGAAUGUUACAAAAGGCCAUCCUUGAGUUACCGAAGGAUGAGGCAGAGUACCACAUGAAAAGGUGUGUUGAGUCGGGGCUGUGGGUACCAAAUGCGGCUGAUGCACAGAAAGCCGAGGCAUCAGGAUCAGAGCCCACGCAGGAGUCGGAAUACGCAGACAUUCAUGCGAAACAGUGACAGGAUCCAUGGCUCAGACUUGUUGUGCUUAAGGGGCUCCUUGCCCUGUCGUUUGUGAAUUACACAGUGAACAAGGAAACAUUUGUUCCAUAUGUUACGUUACGUUCAUGUGCUAUGAUGAAAUGUAGAUAGGCAACACAUGAAACUUAAAAUCAAAUAAAUGACUGAAUUUCUUCAUCCAUGCGGGUGAUACCAGGCAAAACAUUGUUACUGAGAGCCUUCAGUGGUGUAAAUAAACUUCAGCUAUGCCAACAGUAACACACUUUGUGCUUCAAUAUAAUGAAUUUUUGUCUGUUAAAUAACAGAAAGAGUUUUAAGUGAUACAGGGAAAGGGCAGUGGUGGGGUGGGUUGGGCUGGGAUAGAGUGAGUGUGAUGUCUGUGAGGGGUUGGGAAGAGCUUAAGGCUUCAUUGUGCGGUUUUGUAUAAAUCAUAAUAGGCAGUUGUGAUGUUCUAGGUUACCUUCAUCUGGCAAAUAGCCAUAAUCUCAUCAAAAAUGGUAGCCAACUUUUGUUACUGCACUUUUGAAUAUUGGCGCAAUUACUCUAAAUGACUCUCCACCACAAAAAGAGCAUUUUUGGAGGCAAAUAAAUGUCAUGAGAUACUAAUUCUGGUGCUAAAAUUUACAUUUUCGCAGUAGGAUAUUACCUUACCUCUCAAAACGCUUUUCUGAGAUAAAUAGAUCUCCCAGAAUCUGGAAAAAUGAGCAGCUUAGUCAUGGACAAAAUUUGUCAUGUGGUCAUUGACAAAUUGGUCAUUUAGGGCAGUAUUAUCGUCUUGCUUGCACAAACUGAAAUUAUAGAUGGUUUACCUGUCCAAAUACUACAUUAAUUAUUGUGUUUAACUGAAAUCACAUGUGAAAUACUGUUAGAGACUGAUACAUUUUAAUAUUUUAGCUAAAUGCCAUCCUUUAGGCUUCAAAACCUCCAUGGUCCAAAAGGCUACACUUGUACUGCCUUUGUUCGUAUAUAGGUGUAUAUCUGAUAGUGGCGUCUUCUGAAAACAAGUAAUUUCUUCUUAGUAAUAUAACUUUCUAUAUUCAUUAAGUAGAUGUAAGAUUUGUUUCUAGGUUACCAUUAUUUGCAUUGUUGUGGUGACAACAUAUUUGGCUUUGCAGUUCACACAGCAAUAUCCAUGGAUAAAAUUCUCUUUCGGAAAUUGUUGAUACAUAUAAUGAACCCUAAUUUAAUGUUCAAACAAUAAACACAGCUAAAUAGGUUUGUAGAAUAAAAUAGAAGCUGUUUAAUAGUUAUCUUUUUCAAUGUAGUGGAUAUACAAAUGCAUGAAAACAUUGCUCAUUUGUGCUUUGAGCCGAGUUGAACAUAUAUGCCAAGGGGAAUAUCAUUAUAAAAUUUAUAACUGUCAUAACUGUAUAUUUACUGUUUCUUUAAGCUUGUAUGAUCAGUUUGGCUUCAUCUAAAUAAAAUACCUGAAUCAAUGGUUGAGCAAUUAGUCAUCGUUGGAUUGUGGCAAGUAAAAAUGUUUGUGUACUGGAAUCCAGCCAUGGCUGUGUUAGUUGUGACUUUAAAUAAGGAGGUUUGUACAUUGUAACAGGCCUUACCCAGUUUCCUCCGCCCAUAAACCAGGCUGCCAUUAUGAAGGUGAAAUAUUCUUGAGUAUGGCAUUAAUUCCACCCCCACCCC